This is a messenger RNA of Phacochoerus africanus (Common warthog), 4531 nucleotides long. It is a transcript of the gene IQCE, whose product is annotated as IQ motif containing E. The transcript is spliced from 22 exons. NCBI's taxonomy places the organism in Eukaryota, Metazoa, Chordata, Mammalia, Artiodactyla, Suidae. Gene Ontology annotation, molecular function: protein binding. The record is from RefSeq and is a predicted model, not a curated record. Bases 122 to 2218 code for a protein of 698 amino acids.
CCAUGGCAGCAGGGUCGCGGCCUCGGCGCGGGCAGGCGGGGAGGCUGCAGGCAGCCCCGCGGCGGGCGAAGCCCCGGAACCGGACGGCAGCGCCGAGGGACGAUCGGGCAGCGCCGCCGCCAUGUCCCUGGGCACUGGGGACCCGGCCUCGGAGACGGGGGAUGACAGUCUGUCUGCGAUCACCUUCGACUCGGACUCUGAGACGAAAGCAAAAAGGAAGAGUUUCCACAAACCUCCGCCCACGUCACCGAAGUCCCCUUAUCACUCUAAGCCGAGAAAAGUGGCCUCCUGGAGAGCUCUGAGGACGCCAGCCAGCAUGCCUCUUGGGAGUAGGAUGUCCCUGACGCCCCAGAAGCUGUGGCUGGGAAGCUCAAAGCAAGGAAGCCUGACCCCAGCCCUGAAAUCAGAGCUCACCUUGGAGCGUGCAUGGACCCACCCCCCCAGCAGCAUCCCCGACGACCUGACAGAAGCGCUCAGAACGAAGAGGUCAAAUCUCAGGCGUUCUGCCAGUCACGGUUUCGUUCCCGGGACCCCCGUCUACAGAGAGAAGGAGGACAUGUACGACGAGAUCAUUGAGUUGAAGAAGUCAUUACACACGCAAAAAAGUGAUGUGGAUCUGAUGAGGACAAAGCUUCGGCGCUUAGAAGAGGAGAACAGCAGAAAGGACCGGCAGAUAGAGCAGCUUUUGGAGCCAUCCCGAGGCCCGGAAUUUGUUCGGACUCUGGCAGAGAAAAGGCCUGAUGCUGGCUGGGUGAUUAACGGGCUAAAGCAGAGGAUUCUCAAGCUGGAGCAGCAGUGCAAAGAGAAGGACAACACGAUCAACAAGCUGCAGACCGACAUGAAGACCACUAACUUGGAGGAGAUGCGGAUCGCCAUGGAGACCUACUACGAGGAGAUUCAUCGUCUCCAGACUCUCCUGGCGAGUUCGGAAACGACAGGAAAGAAGCCCCCAGUGGAGAAGAAAAUCGGCCUUAAAAGGCAGAAGAAAAUGAGCAGUGCCCUCCUGAGCUUGUCCCGGAGUGUCCAGGAGCUCACGGAGGAGAACCAGAGCCUCAAGGAGGACCUGGACCGCGUGCUGAGCAACUCCCCCACUGUCUCCAAGAUAAAGGGCUACGUGGAGUGGAGCAAGCCGCGGCUGCUUCGGCGGAUCGCAGAGCUGGAAAAAAAAAUAAGUUCGAUGGAAAGCCCCACAUGCCACGCUUCCGAGGGGGCCAGGUCAACACCCCCGGCUUACUCAGCGUGCAGCUCCACGGUGCAGCGGCAGCCCAGACCGGACCGCCAGGAGGAGAGCGAGCGUCUUCGGGGGGCGGUGAAGAGCCUGAAAGGCGAGCGGAGCGCCCUGCAGGCCCAGCUGCAGGAGAGAGAUUUGGAAGUGAAGCAGCUACUGCAGACCAAGGCUGACUUGCAGCGGGAGCUGGAAACCAUGCAGGAGGGUGAGAAGGAGAGACGAGGACGAGAGGAGGGUCUGAGAGAGGAGAUUCAAGCACUGACGGAGAAGCUUCGAAAACUGGAAGAAAGGAAGAAACAGGAGGCAGAUGGGCCCGUGGAGACGACUCCCGAGCCCCAGGAAGAGCCUGGCCCGCCCCAAGCCACCGCCAGCCGCUCCCAGCCAGACGCUGAGCCGGGCACCAGUGUGGGGGGCUCCCCCCGGCCUCCCACCACCUGCUCCGAGAGGAGAAGAGACGCGGCCGCCAGGGUCCUGCAGAGCAGGUGGAAGAUGUACCAGCGCCAGAAGAAGAAGGCUGCUCUGGAUGAGGCGGCUGUGGUGCUGCAGGCGGCUUUCAGGGGGCAUCUAGCGCGGGUGAAGCUGUUGUCGAGCAGAGCGUGCAGCUCGGAAGCCCCCAGCGUGCCAAGCCCUCCCCGCCAGAACCCUCCACAGCCUCUCAGCCCGAGCCCCGACGUCCAGGCCGGGGGUGACCCAGGGCAAGAAGAGGCCAUUACCAUCAUCCAGUCUGUCUUCCGGGCACACCUGGCACGGGCCAGGCACAGUGCUGCCGGUCCAAGAACUACCACCGCCACGUUUACUGAGAGAUCCGCAUGGACCCUGCAGGACGAGCCCUCCGCUCCACCCUUUCCUGAGGCUUCUCCCGAGCCCCCUCCCCCGGGGCAGCCGCCCGCAGGGCCUCCCCCUGCCGCCGAGGAAGUGAACUCCGACGACUCGGACGAGAUCGUCUUAGCCGUGUCUCUGCCCGCGAAGAGAAGCGCCUCCCGGCCCUAGGCCUCCCUCUGCUCGUUGCCCCGGUGCGGCGGUGCUCUGUCAGGUUAGGCUAGAGGACAAGUAACCACCAUUGGAAAGGAACUUACCCAGUGAGGGAAAGAACACCACCCGUUUAACCCUCCCCCGGGGUUCUCUUGGGUUGUACCUGUUUGCUUGUUUGUUUAGCGUCCCAGAGGCCUUUCUCUUUGGAAAGUGGUCGCCUUGUCCGCACCCCAUGGUCUUUAGUGCCAGACAGACUGGGGGGGGGGGCCCGCCAGGGAGCCCCACAGAAACACCUUCUCCUGGGGCCUUUGGCCGAGACUGGGCGGAGCAGCUUCACCUGGAUGGUGGUGCCCCUUCCCCCCUCCCCCCGCUCCUCGACACCCCCCCCCGCCCAGCUGGCACCUGCUCUGGCUGCAGCCCGGCAGGCAAGCCAGCCACUCUUUUUGGAAGUUGUGCCUUUGGGAAGGGCGAGCACCCAGGCCUGCAGUGGGUGGGCCCCCGCAGCCCCGAGACAAAACUUGGCCGUUUCAGAAGCUACGAGAUGAAUGCUGUCGGGGUCCCCAAACGGGUUCGGGUUCCUGGGGCUCCCCCUCCUGCCCCUCACCACACAGAUCUGUCUUCCGUCAUCCUCCCCAACCCCUGGGGGCACUGUCCCCGAGAGCUGCUGUUCCAGCAAGGAGUCUGGUGAUGGAUUUUGUCACUGAGUAGAUGAAGUCAACAAAACACCCAAUUAUAAUCACAGAAGCAGCAUCAGGUCUGCUUUGGAAACAUGCAGCACGAGGUUGUUCCCCAAGCCCAGGGGCAGGUGCUACGGCCCCUGCGGGGCGGCCCAGGGGGUGAAGGGAGGGAAAGGCCCCCCACCUUCGCUGGGUGCAGGCCCAGCCCCACGGGUGUGGCACAGAGGUCCUUCAGCAGCUGGUUCUGGUUCUCUGUCUGAGGUUAGCCCUUCCUGAUGGGUGGAAAGGAAGAGCCCAGGCUUGGGUGGCAGCCUAAGGGCACCUAGACCCCACCCCCACCCCAGGUCUGGUGCCGGACCGUCCCCUGAGCAUCCCGGGACGGCUGGCAUCACAGGGGAGAGCCGAGGGUGCAAAGCUCGCUUGUGGCCUGAACUCUAGGGAUGGUUCACUCGCUGGGUGACCCCUCCCCCUCCCCCACAGGGGGACCCCAGAGCCCUGGCAGUGCGGCGGCCCUUCUGAUGUUGAAACUCAGGGAGCCCAGCUCAGACUCGUCCUUUCGGCGGCUCCCGGGCCCUCCUCACAGUGAUCAGAAGCUUCUGGCUCGGCACUCAUGAGGCGCGUGGCCGGGAAGGGGGGCCCUGUCCUGUGGGAGAGGGAGGGGUCCCCCAGCCUGAGUCUCGCUGGGUCCCACCCAGCGCCUCUCCACACAGCUGCUCUUCAUACAGGGAGCGGAAAAAAGUUCGGCCGGGGGGCCAGGCUUGUGGGGGUUGUUCUUUAUUUGGUCUGUGAGCUGCCAGGUCCGUCUGUUCUUCUCUCGUCUCCCUCGGGCCUGAGUGCUAACUUGCCUGAGUUCCUUGCUGAUCCCUGUCUCCUGCACUGAGUCUGUUCCUCUUCGGGCUGUUGGCUCAGCCCAAGGCCUGUAGACACCCUUCCACCCAGUAAGGCACCCAGGGGGCCAUGACCUUGGGCCUGCAUGUCCCCAGGGGGCCGCUUCUCCCUCCCCACCCCCAUUCAAAAACUGGCCUUUCUGCAUUCCUCCUUGCUGUCUGGGUCCUUCGGCCAGUAGAUCCCAGGCAGGGCCACCCUGCCUGGGCCUGGGGGAAGUGCCCUGUGCACUGCGACCUGCAGGGGCCGGGCCACAGGCAGCGCUGAGAACGGCUAGGUCGGUUCGUGGACCUGACGUUUCCAAGCAGGUACCCCCGAGAAGUAUACAGGUGAGCAUUUGUCUGCCUCUGCUUGUUGGCUCCGGCAGGGCCGAUCGGGAAAAGUGAACUGAAGCCCCCUCGGGAGAUGACGCCCCUCGAGGCGGCGACCUCGGCUGAUGUCCGAUGCCCAAGGUCGCACGCCCUUUGCGGCAGCUCUGCGACCCUCACUUGUGUGAUCUGUUCCCUGGAGAAGGCCAGGUGCCCGGCCUGCGUGCAGGGCCCGCGGCUGCAGGAGCAGCACAGGGAGGGACGGGAGAGGGGCCUGGGGCCGAGAGGCCCCUUCCCCUGCGCCUGUCUCUGUGGCGCUACCCCACCGGACAGACCAGAAGGCUCAUCCCAGCCAAAAACACCAGUUGCACCAGGAAACGGUCAGCCACCAAGCUCCCAUCUACGGGGCGAGGCUGCAGGGCUCUGCUUCAUUUUUUAAGAAAUAAAUACCCUCUGCAGGA